Molecule: messenger RNA, 942 nt
Organism: Lactuca sativa (garden lettuce)
Lineage: Eukaryota; Viridiplantae; Streptophyta; Magnoliopsida; Asterales; Asteraceae
Molecular function (GO): catalytic activity
Source: RefSeq, a predicted model, not a curated record
AUGAAUGUGUUGUCGCUAAACGUAAGGGGGAUCGGUGAGGCACAUAAACAAUCAUGGGUGAAGAAUUUAUGCUUUGCACAUCGAAUCUCGCUUGCUUGUCUUCAGGAAUCUCAGCUGGGGUUAGUUUCUUCACUUCAUCUAAACAUUAGAAAUUGUUGGGCAAGCAACAAUUUGGGAUAUGAAAUAAUUGAAGCAUCGGGUAGGUCUGGAGGGAUAAUUACAAUUUGGGAUGAUGGAGUCUUCAUGUUCACGGACUCUAUUAAGGCAAGACAUUUCCUGAUUGUGUUUGGGAGAUGUGUGGGUAAAAACACGGAUAUAGCAAUAGUAAAUGUGUACGCUCCACAGGGGACGGUGGAUAAGAGGAAAUUGUGGGAAGAUCUAGCUCAAAUAAAAGCUAAUAGAGUGGCGAUGUGGAUUUUUACCGGUGAUUUUAACACUGUGAGGAACAAAGAGGAAAGGAUAAAUUCGAGAUUUUGCCAUGUCUUUGCAGAUGAUUUCAAUCACUUCAUCUAUUCUAACGCAUUAACUGAUCUAAGAAUGGGAGGUUCAAAAUUCACUUACUUUAAGCCGGAAGACGGGGGGAAAUUAAGCAAAUUAGACAGGUUUCUCGUCUGUGAUAAAUUUAUGGACUCCUUUCCUGGAAGUGCGGUGACAACCCUCCCUAGGGACUUGUCGGAUCACUGCCCAAUUGUGAUGAAAACAGAUUGUGAGGACUUUGGCCCGAGACCAUUUAAAUUUUUUAACUCUUGGAUGUACCGUACAGGGUUCAACGAGGUGGUAUUGAGGGCAUGGACAAAAUUCAGAGGAUAUGGAUACGUUGACUCUUUUCUGGCGACUAAGCUUCGACUUUUGAAAGCUGAAAUAAAGAAAUGGCGUGAUUUAAAUUUCGAUAAAGAAAAUGGGGAACUGAUUGACUGCAGGAAAAAAAGUAUUACAAAUUGA